Messenger RNA from Gymnodraco acuticeps, 6647 nucleotides. RefSeq names its product sodium channel subunit beta-4-like. Gene Ontology annotation, molecular function: transmembrane transporter binding; sodium channel regulator activity. The record is from RefSeq and is a predicted model, not a curated record. Lineage: Eukaryota; Metazoa; Chordata; Actinopteri; Perciformes; Bathydraconidae. Gene Ontology annotation, biological process: regulation of ventricular cardiac muscle cell membrane repolarization; regulation of sodium ion transmembrane transporter activity; cardiac muscle cell action potential involved in contraction. The transcript is spliced from 5 exons. The coding region runs from base 669 to 1367 and encodes 232 amino acids. Gene Ontology annotation, cellular component: voltage-gated sodium channel complex; membrane.
CUCACUACCUCUGCAGUACCUCUCCUGCUCAUUCCUCCCUGAGCUGGUUGGGGAGACACGCUGAUUUUUCUGCUUUUCCGCCUGCUGGCUCUGCUCCAGCAUCCCUCCGUGCCUCUCGGGUACUAUCCUCCCCCCUCCAGCCUAUGUGUCCCUCUGUGGGUUUUGACAGCCAGCCUGCUUCCCUGGCUGCUGCUGCUGGAGCAGUGGAGCUGUUUGACACCACACUGCUACGCCGCCUUGCUUCUCCUAUCUGCCUCACACUCUCCUCUGCUGGAUAAUCACCACUGAGUCUGAAAGAGACCGCGACAGAGGACUCGGGAAUCAAAAGGGAAGGCGGGAGGGAGAUAAGAGAGCCUUUCGUUUGACUGCUGCAUUCUUCUUCUUCAGUUUUCCCAUCUCUGGCCUGCUGGAGUGCAGCACAGGGAACAACUGCUCGGGGGGGAAAAACUCCCUGAAGGAAUUUAUUCCCUUCUCGUAAGCGUCCUCCCUCGCUGGGACAGAGGAGGAGAGAAGAGGGGAGGGACUGAGUGCAGGACUUCAGCUCAGGGUCCCACCCUGCUCAUAGGACAAACACACGCACAAACACAUUUGGAUAGAUUGGACACAGUGCAGUCAGACAGGGACAGAUUGACACAUUUAGACAGACAGGCAGACAGACAGGUGGUGUCAUGGCGUCAGUGGACAGCACCGGUUCGAGGGUCUCUGGUCGGCUGAGAUCAGGGGAUAUACUUCACACUGGGCUGGUAGUUGCACUCCUGCUGGGUGUGUGGAGUGUCGGUGGCCUGGAGGUGUCGACAGGUAAAGUGCCUCACCUUUUCGCGAUUAACGGCUCCACAGUGCUGCUGCCCUGCACGUACGCCUCCUGCAUCGGCAUCAAAAACCUCUACUUCAACUGGCACUACAACAACAAUGGAAGCAUGAUGAAGUUGUGUGAAGCGGUGAUCCCCAUCGAGGGUGUCGAGCCCAAGGUCAUUGUGUACCACGAGCGUGUGGAGUUUGUCGGCACCUCGAAGGGCAACAACAUCUCCAUCCUGCUGUAUAACAUCACUUACGAAGACGAUGGAGAGUACAUCUGUUUCGCCAAGAACGAGAAGGAGAAGAACCGCAACCACAGCGCCAGCUACAUGCUCUACGUGGUGGACCAAAUGAAGGAGAUUGACACGACGUUGACCACCAUCAUUGUCUCAGUGGUGGGGGGAGUCAUUGGCCUGUCUAUCCUUGGCAUGGUAAUCAAGGCCUUGGUGAUUAACUUCCUGCUGAAGGAUGAUGAGAAGAACAAAGAGUGUCUGGUGAGCUCAGGGAAUGACAACACAGAAAAUGGACAUUCAGGAGCCAAAGCAGACAACAAAGGGACACCAAAGGCAUGAGCAAAAUGCAAAGUAUGUCUGUAUGUUUGUAUAUAUGUUAGACAAAUGUACACGCUCAGAGAAAAUGCUGUUCAGUGGACUGUUUUAUCUUACUAGCGGCUAACAUGUAAAUGUCUAUUUUAAAUCAUGCUUGAGAUUUGGGGAGGGGGGAAUGUGCAAAACCGUAAAUCCUUCUCUCACCUUCACGAAAGCCCGUUCGUUACACAGUGUGCAGCCUAAGUGAUCAAAAUAUGCUCUAAUAUCUGACACUUUUUCUACAGUAGAGCCUUAAGUGGCCUCGAACAGAGUGGUGCAGGAAUGAGUCCUUAUGAGUCGGUAUUUUAGCUUAUCGGGGCUCCCUUGUCUUGGAGGGUCAGUUGUUCUUUGAAUGAGUUUUUGGUUCCUGAAAUAAGGUCUGUGUGGUUAACGCAAGCUUAUGAGCUGUUCACGUUUUGUUUAAAGACGUCAAAUAAGUCAGCAAACACACAACUUGCAAAAAAAGUCAUCACGCCGAACAUUAGCCGCAUUUGACAUAGUUGUACAAAAGUAUUAAUGAUUUCAACGUUGGCCUAGUUUGCAGCUGCAACCAAUCAGAUAACAGCUCUAUGUAACGCUAGCAGGGGAGGUAACCAUAGAAAUUAACUUAACUAGCGGUUUUCAACCAAAGACUCUGCGCCCUACCCUGCAGUGAGCAAAGAGCGCAUCAUGUGAAGGCAGCUUUAGAAAUGGAGAUUAUCCCACUGAAGAAUAUGUGUUGUGUACGUAUCAUAAAUGUUUCCCUCAAAGCUUAUUUUGUGCAUAUUUUCAAAGUCUAUUUUAAACAUCCCAUUGGCCAGUCUAGUCUAAGUAUAGUCUAUAUAGUAUAUAUAGUAUUAUAUAUAUAUUAUAUAUAUAUAUUAUAUAUAUAUAGUAUAGUCUAAGUAUAAGUCCAAUCUAGUCGAGGGUGCCCUUGUCAUCACUGCACCACUCUGUUCACCCUUUUACAACAUGUAUUGAGGAACGACUUUGAAAAUCCUCAGAUGUAGUUUUAAUUGUAUAUUCCAAAUGUCAAUAAUCAACUGCCAACAGUUUUGUUAGAUUCUUCCAUUUAGAGUCAAACUUGGACCCAAACAAGUUACACUUUGAUGACACUAGGACAUGCCACAAUCUAUGAACUGCCAAGAUGUCGACCGACCGAAGAACAGCACAGAAUACAGAAUACAUAAAACCAGAGGACCACUCAGCCAGAGUUUUGAUAAUGAAGGUUAUAGCCAACAUUUUUCUGGUUUUAAUCAAAUAACAUUUACAUUUAGGUACAAAUAAUGUGCUACUAAUCAAACACUGUUUACAUUUGUUUGUUUGCUAGUAGUUUUUUUUAAAGGAUUUGUUGACAUUGUAGUCCUAAACUCAUAAUUACUGCCGAUGCAAGCUUCAACUUUACCUUGCAUGUUUACAGCUGGGUCCAGGUUUGACAUGUGGUUGUUUUAUUAAAAAAAAAAUGUUUUUGAUCAACUUUACGGCUUGCUUAGUCUGACAACUGGCUUUCUUAGGUGAGAGAAGGACCAGGAUGCACAGGUUUUAUUGUUUUGCUUUAGAUGAAACACUGGUGCCUGUUCUGCUUCGUCUCCCCCUGCUGGUGGGAGGACAAAAAACACAAAAUAAUUAUUUAAAAAAAAAAAAAACUACCAACCCUAUCCUUCAUCAAAGACAAUCCCUACCUAGACUACCCAGCUCCCUAUAGAAAUGAAUGAACUUAAUCAUGCUGCUUCUGACUAAUAACCAAUGCAUUUUUAGCAUGUGCGCAUUUUAUAUAACUUCAUAUGUUGUCUGGCACCACAGUACAUGGACAUUUAUGUGUGUCUCUGUAUGAUCCCAUUUAACCAUUCACGUUAAUUGACCAAAGCUCCGUCAAUAAGCACUUCCCAACACUGCUUUUCUGACCCCUUUUAACUAAAGGUGGCUCCUAUAUAAUAAAGUAAUUGCCUGCAGGUAAUUGUGGGAAAGAGAGGGUGAAAUACAUUUAACACCUACAGAAAAAUAAGAACAAUAUCUUUAAAUGUGACUAAUACAAUUCAACCACUGCUAGAAAACCUUAAGAACAUGGCACUUUUGUUCAUUAGCAUAAUGAAUCACUUCCGUAUGUCCGCGCUUAUAUGCAGACUCUUACUGGCUACCUUUCCAAACACAAACUUGCUCCUAGAACACUUUACACAUAGAUGUAUUUGUGCUAAAAAAUAGUCCAUUGAUAGUGCCUCAGUAAUGCAGGCAGCACAGCAUUGAGACAGAUCACUGAAAGAAUGUAAAGACUGUCAGGGAAUAGAUGUUAAAUAUUGUCCAAAAAAAUAUUAUAUUUUAAUGAAUUCUAAAAGUAAUAUUCAAUAUAUAAAUAUAUUAUUAUCAAAUGAAUGUGUGAAUAUCCCAAAAGGCCAGUGGUUCAUUCUUCUUCGUCGUUUUAUUAUAUGUGACCCUACCAAGACUUUAAGUGUGUUGCUCAGUUCAUUGGUUACUCGUGACUGUAUCCAGGAAUGUUAAGCAUUGAAGACUAUAUUCAUUGUUUGCUUUUAAUUAAGUCUGGUGUCUCAGCACUAAAAACAUGCAUUGGUAAGAACAGAUGAGGAAGUGGCGAAUAGUAAUGGUAGAAUAUUUAGAAGUCAUCACAACUUUAAGAGAAGAGAUAUGGAUAGAGUUCACAAAGCUUUCAUUACUUCUUCUUCAUCUCGUGAUAAACAAACAUGGAUCAAUUUAGUGCUAAGAGGAAGACUGGGAACUAGAAGCUUCUCUCUAUGCGACUCAGUGCGAGAAGCCACCUCUUUGAAUAGCUAUAACAGUGGAACACUACACAAAAACAUACCUAUAAGAGCCACUUCUUUGAGUGUCGUAAACUGGCCUUGUAUUCAAACAAUACAGCACUUUAACGCAAUCCAGAGUGGGUGCACAACACAGGAAGUGACUUCUGAAUGGUCGUUCUUUUAUCAUUUUUUACAAAAGUAAACUAAAUCCAAGGUUUUCUCGUACCUCACCACAGCAUUGUCUGACUACAUGUUGGAUGAGUUUUACUGGAAGAUGUUAUUUCUUUUUUCUAAUCUCCAUCAGCCUGAUGCGCUCUAAAACUGGAGUGCAUCUCCCUUCUUGCUUUCAAUGGAAGCAAUAAGACAGACAACAGAUUAUGCAAUAACCUGUUAUAGGGCACUUUAAAGACGUGUCUGGACUGGCUUUGAUUGAAACUUUGACACUUUCAUUAUAUGUGUGUAUCUACACUGUGUUAAUGUAUUUCAGUUGGACUAAUGCAUGGACAUUAGAUUCAAACUGUGCAUUAGACAGAUGUUUCUUCUUUGGAAAACUGUACUAGCUACUAACAUGUGACUGUUCAGUGUUAGAAGUCAUACAGCGUCCUUGAUGUGAUAUAAAACUGUGAAUGUUAUGGAUAUAAGAAAGCACUACACAUACGGACACACACAAUUGCAUCCUUGUCUAAAAAAGUCUUGUGCAUAUGUCUCUGUGAAAAGGGUACACAUGUACCUUCAAAGUCUUCCUGUAGGGAAAAGCAAUAUUGUGGUGUUGGUCUGUCUGUUAGUGUUAAUUUCUGAACUCAUGCUUUGACAUAGCAUAACAAACAGGUGGAUUUGUGUAGAGAAUGUGAUGCAUAACUUGUAUAUUUCUGGAUACAACAUCCAUUUUGUGAUCCCUGUUUUUCUGUGACUUGAUUUUUUUAUGCUUUCUAGAGUGAAGCCCAUUAAUAGAGAUUUGUUCUGACUUUAUGUGGAAGUAAGAAUGUAUUUUUUUUAAGUAAAACAACUCAAAAAGUGUAAAACCAUGUCAAAAUAUUCCCAGUAAACCAAAUUCAGGUAUAUGGGAUGUAGUACCCUGUGGAAAUGUACUCAAACGACCAAAAGCAAAGGCUGAUUUUUAAUAUUUUUCUCAUAUAAGCCCAUUUGUACACCUGCCUGUCUUUAAUAUCUGAACCUUACAUGAGUCUUGAGGUUUGUUUACCGCUUAUAUAGUGAUUGCUGCAGUACUGAGUCUGCCCUGUACAGUGUUGGAUGCUUCUCUGCAGUGGUGCAAUACACCCCGAAAAUACACAAUGACUGCCACCCAGUGGUAAACGCCUGCCACAUAUAGUACAAGCUAAUGAAACAUAAUGCAUUCUAUGAUUUCAGAUUGAAAUGGAAAACAAAGAGUUCCUUUUAUGUAAAUGACUACACUUUUCACAGUGGAGGAAACAUAAACCUCAUUUUAAAUGCUUUUAGAUCAUGCUUUUAGUUGGAUUGUUUACACGUAUACAUCAUUCUAAUCCCUGUGCCCAUUGGGCGUUUAAGAAAAAUGGGGGACGAGUGUGUAUUAAAUCUGCUAGGAAAAGGAAACAUGCAACUAUUUGUUCAAAUGUGAAUCCUUUAUCAAAUUGCUCCCCUUGUGAGCAUUGAAAAGUUACCUUUAGUCUCAGUGUUAAAGUCACAGGUCUAACUAAAGGACCAGACUGACCACUAUGAUUCCUUAAAGCUAGUAUUGCUCUUACUGCCAGAGCGGCUGAAACUCAUACUGCCAAUCCAAGAGUCUCACGUCUGCUGUACACUAUAUUACAAUGACUCUCGACGUCCCUUAGUACACACUUUACUGAAACAUGUUGCAUUGCCGUCUACCGCUGUAUUAAAAGUACUAAAUGAUAUUGCUCUGUAAUACUUCUGUAUCUGUAGCAGCUGGAACUCACACUGCCAAGCCAAGAGUCUGACGUCUGCUUCCCACAUUCCACACAGAGAAAAGAGAUCGAAAAACGGAUUUAAUGCCGGAGUAAAAUGUAACUUGACUACUAUCCUGAUCCAAUGGGAUGAUCAAGGAAAUAGGAGCAACAUGUUACUUAUUUUUGCUAUUGUUUUCCUAUUCAGAAUCAAAGGAUUAUAGUUAGGAACGGCAAACAAUGAUGCAUUUUCUGACUUGUUGCGUGUCGAAACGGAUUAUUUCAUAGACUAAGGCUAGCUAGCUCAACAUUUGAAAUAAAAGCACAGGCUUAAACCGAACUUUUCACAUUUUCCCUCUGCCGUUCUGACUAUUUCAACCAUAUUUUGUACAUAGCGGCUGUCAUUAAAUUAAGAACUCAUUAAUAGUACAGUAUAGAAAUUAUAGUGUUUUAUAGAAGUCAACGUCUUGCAGCAAGUGACUUUAUCUUGCAUACAUCAGCACAGUCUAUUCAACACGUACACAACACAUCCCCAGGUUUCCCCUGAUGUCCAGCUGUAUGUCUGUGUUUGUGCUCCCUUCAUGACUAUGCACCCCUAACUUUUGACUUGUUAAAAAAAAUACAUACUGGAAAUAAAAUGUUGUUUGAAA